Messenger RNA from Cladophialophora immunda, 1248 nucleotides. RefSeq lists its product as uncharacterized. The transcript has 2 exons. The coding region runs from base 64 to 1053 and encodes 329 amino acids. NCBI's taxonomy places the organism in Eukaryota, Fungi, Ascomycota, Eurotiomycetes, Chaetothyriales, Herpotrichiellaceae. The record is from RefSeq and is a predicted model, not a curated record. Gene Ontology annotation, molecular function: oxidoreductase activity, acting on the CH-OH group of donors, NAD or NADP as acceptor; NAD+ binding. Gene Ontology annotation, biological process: fatty acid metabolic process.
CCGCUAGCUCGAUGCUGCGAACGAUCAACUAACUCGCACCCACUGCUCACAGAUCUUUUCACAAUGGCUUCGUUGUCGAGGCUAUCUACCAGAGUGAUGGCUUCCUCCAAGUCGCAGAUUGCCUCGCAGAGGCUCGCCUCGCUCAACCGUCAAUUCUCUUCCACGCCCUCAUUGGGCUUCGAAGUCAAGAAGCUCGGUGUUAUUGGCGCUGGCCAAAUGGGUCUCGGCAUCGCACUCGUCGCCGCCCAAAAAGCCCAAGUCCCAGUCACGCUUGUGGACACUUCCCAACAAUCCCUCGACCGAGGCCUAGCAUUCGCCGACAAGCUCCUAGCAAAGGAUGUCUCGAAGCAAAAGAUCACCGAAGAGAUUGCAAAAGCCACAAGAGAGAGGUUAAAGCCCACCACAAAGAUGUCAGACUUAUCAGACGUGGACAUGGUUAUCGAAGCUGUGCCCGAGAUCCCAUCAUUGAAGGAAAAAAUCUUUGCUGAAUUGGCCGAAACAUGUCCUAAACAUGCCAUCCUGGCUACAAACACUUCGAGUAUAAGCAUCACCAGGAUUGCUCGUGCGACGUCGAAGGACCCCACAGACACCUCAGCCUCGUCGCGGGUGGUGUCCACGCACUUUAUGAACCCUGUACCAGUUCAGAAAGGCGUGGAGAUCAUUUCAGGCCUGCAAACCUCUCCGGAAACGCUCGCGGCCGCCGUCGCAUUCUGCGAGAAGAUGGGCAAAGUCUGUUCCGUUUCAGCUGAUAGCCCUGGUUUCCUCGCCAACAGAAUCCUGAUGCCUUAUAUCAACGAAGCGAUCAUUUGCUUGGAGACGGGUGUGGGCAAGAAAGAGGAUAUCGAUAAUAUCAUGAAAAACGGUACGAAUGUGCCCAUGGGCCCGCUAACGCUUGCGGAUUUUAUUGGCCUAGACACUUGUUUGGCGAUCAUGGAGACGUUACACGCAGGUCUGGGGGAUAGCAAAUACAGGCCGAGCGUGCUGUUAAGGCAGUACGUCGAUGCUGGCUGGUUGGGCAAGAAGAGCGGCAGGGGUUUCUACGAGUAUAAGUGAGCUAGCUCCUUUCUGGGGUAUUUGGACUGGCGGCACCCAGGUGGUGGGGCUUGAAAGCUUCUUGGAUUCUGCAAUGGCGGUUCCCAUGCGUUAGAUGCACGGGUUACGUAGGAGAUGAAAAAAUGGCCCAUAACACCAAAUGAUCUAUCAAAAUGUAUUCCUAGAAAACCUAGAACCGACUCAUCUGUCUUUUCC